AUGGAGCUGGAAGCGCCCUGUGGCGCAGUGCAGCUCUCCGGCCACGCCUUGGGGCGCGGUGCCAGCGGGCGCGUUUUCCUGGGCUCCUGCGAAGCGCUGGGCCCGGGGCGGGAGAGCGUAGCAGUGAAGGUUGUCCGUGGGAUUGGCAGAGACCGUCACGCUGCUGGUGCAUGGCGUCGGGAGCUCCGGGUCGUAAGACCCCUGCUGACGAAGCCUCAUCGCAACAUCCUGGCCUACCAUGCUGCCUUCCGGUUUACUGGUUCGCCAAUCUGCCAGCCGGGGGCUGGGGGCGAAAUUCUGCUGGAGCCAGGCGAUGGUGUCCUGGUGAUGGAAAGAGCCAUGCGCUCGCCACUGCCUGUGGGCUUACGCCCAGAGGGCGACGGCACCUGGGAAGCCGAACGAGGUUGGCGACUUCAGCAGGCUGCCUGGGCAGCAAGAGUUCUCGUCUCCGGUGCCAAUGCAUUGCACUGGCUUCACCAGGUCAUUCGCACCAUCCAUCGAGAUCUCAAGCUGGAGAAUCUGCUGAUCUCCGAGGACGGCGUCUUGAAGCUCGCUGAUUUUUCGGCUGCCAAGACGCAGCUCUAUGACCUGCAGGUGGCGGGCACGCGGCAAGGUAUCGGAACUACAGGUUCCAUGGCCCCGGAGCUCUAUUUCAAAAGCACUGGGUACACCUCGGCCGUGGACCUCUGGUCAUUGGGCUGUGCUGUGGUGGAUGCCUUCAACGGCUCUUUGCCCUACGAUAUGGAUUCCUUUCUUGCAGUUGUCACCCUCGGACAGCUGAAGCCACCCUCCGGCUCGGCAUUGCGGCUUUGCCACGACAGCGUUGCAGACCCCGGCUCCAAGCUGGCAGAUUCAGUCCGACGGCUUCAGGAGAGCAUCCAUCGCCGAAUCCUGGACUGGUUCCCCCAGGAUGAUCAUAUCUGCCGAGACUUGAGCGCAGUGCUUCUGAAGCUCCUCGUUCCAGUGCCGGACAGGCGGUUAACGGCACAGCAGCUGCUACAGCAGCCUGAGAUGCGUCGCCUGGCUGAAGCCGCAGCCUGUCCGCUGGAUGUCCCAAGCACAUCGGAGCCGGCUUUCUUGGAGGAUGUGGCUUGGGCAGAAAUUUUGACAGAGGCUACUGCUCAGGGCGGUCCAACUGCUGUGGCGCAGAUGAUGCAUCAGGCUUUGGAACGAGUCGAUUCAGUACAGGAUUUGGAUUUGCUGCGUGAAGAUGUUUUCCGAGCUCUUCUCGCAGAGGAUCCUGCAAGCCCGGAGCUGCUCCAGAUGUUCUUGCAGCUCCCAUGCUUUGAGGUCGCAGACGGUUCCACAAAGUCUUUGCCUGGAUGGGCUCGCCCUACCCAGGACGCACUCUGCCAGCUGUGGAGGGCCGAAGACUUCCCGGACGCAUCUACACUGGUCACGCAACUGCAGGAGCACGGCGUGAGCUCGGCCAAGUUCUGGGCUCCCGGUCGCGCGGAGCGGCUUCUGGAGGAUCUGAAACACGGAACUUCCCUGUCACUCCGUGACGGUGCGAGUAUAGCAGUCGCGGAUAGAGUUCUGCGAAUCGUGCACGAACUGCUUCUGGACGUGCGCCUUGCUACCGAAGAAGCAGAUGAAGGGCUACAGAAGGAUGGUGGUUCCAGGUAUUUUUGCUUGCUGGAAAUGCACAGCAUAGACUAUCUGCCAGAUGGAAAAUCGCUAUUUCCUCACUUGCGCCAGCGCCCACCCACGGAGCUGUUCGACCCCAAAGAUGGGAAGAGCUGGGCGGCGCGCAUUGGUGAUUUCAUGGGUGGCGCACUCGCUCCAGUGCUGCCAUCCUGGGAGGAAAGCCCAGAUGACUGCAAGCCGCAGUUGUCAGUCGAACUGAGGCAGUCAGAAUACUUUCCCGGCCUUCUGACACGCUGUCACCGCUGGACUUUGCAGGCUCGGGCGCCUUCGGGGACGUCGGCCUUGGGCUUCGCCACAGAGGAGCUGAUGUCGUCGGGCGUUCGGCGAACAAGGCACUGGGCCUGGCUCCCACAACCACGUGCGCAGGCCUUGGCGGCUCGGCGCGCACGACUACGGCUCAGCGGUGUCCGCUGCCAGGACUUGAGCAAGACCACCGCCGAGGAGCAAGGUCAGACGCUGCUCCACGCAGCCUGCCAGAGCAGGUACGCUGCUCGUCUCUUGCGUUUGGUCUCCGAAGCCUUACCGCAUGCGAAGGUCAACACUGGUGGCUCCUGGUCGGAGUUGCUCCCGCUUGAUGUGCGGGACCAUUUGGGCCGCACGCCGUUGUGGCUUGCAGCCAGCAGGCCCGACACGAAAGCUGUCGAACAGCUGCUGAGCUUCCGCAGUGACCCAGAGGUGGUGGACGACCGUGGCCUUUCCCCUCUGGCAGUGGCGGCAUCAACGCGCCGCUCGCAGACUCUGGGCACUGUCCGCGUUCUCGUGGCCGCUGGAGCAGAGCCACUUGAAGUUUUAAAGAAGAUGGACCGCCAGCAGACCGCUGGCGAUCCCGUGGCCGGUGGGAUCAAGAAGGCUUUGGUUCACGGGGCACUGGCGGGAUCCAUGUGGCACCGCCUGGAGAAGCUGAUUUGCGAGGCUGGUGGCAAGGUGAGCAAGGAGGAGUUUGAGGAGAUGCUUCAGCGCUGCCGCGUUGAUGAGACUGUGUCCAAGUACUUGCUGCAAGCUUUGGAAGCAGCAAAGGACGACUGGACGAGUGAUGAGAUUUGGAAGCUCUUGUCGACUGCAGAGAAGACCUCCCGCAGGAGAAAGAGUUCAGUAAAGGACCAGGUGCACGCGUCGGGAGCGGAGGAUGACUGGCGAAAGCGUGUCGUUUCCCCCGAGCCAGAUGGUGACUCCGUUGAUGUUGCUGCGACGAAAGCGCUGCAGGCUCUCCUUGCUUCAAGCGAACAGCCCCGGAAAGGCUAUCCGAAGCCCUCCGCCGAGGCAUCUCCAACUUCGCCAUUCUCCCUGAGCCCGAAAACCGUGCGCACGGACAGUGACUGUGUGGAGACUGCCAGCUCUACAAUUUCCAGCCCGAAGGCUGUGCUCAGCGGAUCGCAGUCUGAGGACGCGCUUCGGCCAAUUGCUCCCCGCCGCCCACCGCGGCCACGACGUCAGGACCAGCGGCAUGAUGAGCCACGGUCCCAGGGUGGUCCCAGGGCAACAUCUAUGCGGAGCUUUCGAGCGACAGCCCGCUCGCUGUCCUUGGGUGCCAGCGCAGUGUUGCAAAGCGUCCGCCAUGCAUCUCCUGGUGCAGGAGCUGUUUCCCGUUCGCCGCGUGAGGUGAAGACCACCUCAGACCGUCGGGCGAAGUCGUCGAACCUGGCUCAGGCUUUGCCGCCGAGGGAAGUAGCAGCACCGGCGGAAACCACAGCCGGAGGGAAGAUGCACACCUUCCGCGGUGUGCGGCCACGUUACCUAGACCACCUCCAAGGAGAGACCCGGGACCUCGCCGCAGGCGCGCUGCGGCCUCCCCGGAAGAGCAGCCGAGGGCCUGCGCGCACAGCAGCCCUGGACAUGGCCUAA
Symbiodinium sp. CCMP2592 is the source of this 3489-nucleotide messenger RNA. Lineage: Eukaryota; Dinophyceae; Suessiales; Symbiodiniaceae. The record is from the annotation of a GenBank genome assembly.